This is a messenger RNA of Musca vetustissima, 1116 nucleotides long. Its product is annotated as protein pangolin, isoforms A/H/I/S-like. Gene Ontology annotation, cellular component: beta-catenin-TCF complex. Gene Ontology annotation, molecular function: RNA polymerase II cis-regulatory region sequence-specific DNA binding; DNA-binding transcription factor activity, RNA polymerase II-specific. Bases 1 to 1116 code for a protein of 371 amino acids. The record is from RefSeq and is a predicted model, not a curated record. Gene Ontology annotation, biological process: canonical Wnt signaling pathway; regulation of transcription by RNA polymerase II. Lineage: Eukaryota; Metazoa; Arthropoda; Insecta; Diptera; Muscidae. The transcript has a single exon.
AUGCCGAACACAACUGUUACCCGUGCUACUACAUCUUCUGGGGAUGAUUUGGGAAGCACCGACGAAGUAAAGGUUUUCAAAGAUGAAGGAGAUCGUGAGGACGAAACGGUUUCAUCUGAAAUUUUAUUAGAAGAGAAAUCUAGUUUAAUCGACUUAACCGAAAGUGCUGACAAAUGUGGAGAACUACAUAUAAGUACUUCACAUAGUCCCGGUUUGAAUAAAAUUGAAUCACGCGCAUCAGACUUUAAUAUGACAUAUCUUGUUUCUCCUUAUACAUAUACCAAUGGAGCUGCAACAGGGCUUCCUGUGGCAAUGGCUAACAAACUCGGAUUACGAUGUUUUCUGAGUCAGAAUGGGGAACAUUUUACCUCACCUCCACCCGCUCACUGCGGCAUUCCACCUUAUCAUAUAGAUGCUAAAGCAAUGGGGAUUUCAAGAGCAACAAUUUAUCCAUUUUCUUCUAGUCAAUAUCCAUACACAAUUAUAAGUCCAGAAAUAUCACAAGUUGCCUCUUGGCAUACACCAUCGGCCUACUCAGCAGCUAGCUUCCGUACUACGUACCAUACACCACUUUCCAAUGAAAUCUCCAACGACUUUUCAUUUCGAUUUUCACCAAAUUUACUAGCUCCAGUGCACACAUCACCAUAUCAUGUUAUUGGCUCACAAUCUAAUAUUGAGCUAGGAACAAAUAAGUACAAUGGGGAAAAAAAUAUAAUUUCGAAUCAAUACAUUAAUUUGGAUAGCAAGAAUAAAAAAAAUCAACAUACAAAUGAUUCGGCUAAAGAGGUUCCAAAAGAAACGAAUAAACCACAUAUUAAAAAACCAUUGAAUGCCUUUAUGCUCUACAUGAAAGAAAUGAGAGCAAAAGUUGUAGCAGAAUGUACCCUAAAAGAGUCAGCAGCAAUAAAUCAAAUACUAGGCAGGCGAUGGCAUGAAUUAUCUCGUGAUGAGCAAGCUAAAUAUUACGAAAAAGCGCGACACGAACGCCAGUUACAUAUGGAACUAUAUCCCGGCUGGAGUGCUCGAGAUAACUAUGGAUACGUAUCCAAGAAAAAAAAACGCAAAAAGGAUAAAAAUUCUCAAGAAUCUUCUAAGCAUUGCAUAAAAAAAAAAUAA